GACAAACACCACGAUGCUGCUCAUGAAAUCAUCGAGACCAUCCGGUGGGUCUGUGAAGAAAUCCCAGAUCUCAAGCUCGCUAUGGAGAAUUAUGUUUUAAUCGACUACGACACCAAAAGGUAAGCCAGGUUCUGCCUGGACUGCGUCUCCACUUGGGACGGGCUCAGCGUGUGUGGACACAGCCUAUAAUUAGAUCUUCCUCGAUGCUGCAGGCUGAUGGGAAAGUUCCUUUUAGAGUUUCCUUUCAGAGCCAGCAUUGAGUUAUUUUGGUAGGAAAUGUUUAUCCAAUAUUGGCAGAGGCUGUCAGAGUGAGGACAUAAUUGGACACUGCACGUUGCAGCAACUGGGAUUGGUGUGUGUGUGAAACUACCCCAAGUUAGGAGUCACUCUUCACGGCAGGCAGCUGCCAGCGCCGGCGGCCUGGCCUGGGGAGCCUUGGUCCCUGCCCAGCUCUGGUCAAGGUCUCACUUGGCUUUGGCCACGUCUAGCAGUUUCCUACAGCCACAUCCUGGGUCUCCAAGGAGAGUCCUCUGGGUGGGGAAGGGCGAGGCCGUGUCUGGAAUGCCUGCCUGGAAUUUUUUUUGUUUUUCUUUGAGAAACGCUCCUGCCUGUCUCUGUCCCUGGCAGGCUCGAGGUGGCACGCAGGCUCGGGCUUAAGUAGCUGCUUAUGGCAGAGAACGCGGCCCCGAGGCGCCCUCGAGCCCCGCACAGGCCCUGCUGCCAGGCCUGCUCACGUGGGCUCACUUCUGUGUUUGGAGGACUUGUGGUCCUGGCCGGCCUUCCCAGCCUCAGUCAGCCCCUGGUCCCACCCCCUUGCCUCCCCCUCCUCCCCGUUCAGUCAUCAGCACUUGCUGUUGUGACAAGAGGCCACCCGUGCUGGCCCCUGGUCCAGAGCAGCCAGACCCCCGCAGCAUCGGCACAGGUGGCCGCACGGCCUUGGGCGGCCAGCGCAUCCAUGGGUCCUGACCCCUGAUGAGGACGCCUCCUGCCCCUGGGGUGAGGGCGCCUGUGGCCGCUGACCUUGAAUGAUGGUCUCGAGGUCCGUGCAACUCACGUCUCGUGAUGGUUGAGUGCCGUGGGCCUGGCCUAGAGCAGCUGGGGUGCUUAAAGGCGCUUUUGGUGCAAGGUGCUUGCAGGUGGGGGUUUGGUGUUCUUCCCUCCGUGUUCAGCCAGUUGAGGAAAGACUGGAAGGACGUGGGGCUGGGAGAGGGCAGGGGGCCAUCUGACGGUGCCCACCCCAGGGACCCGUGUGACCUCAGGGUCUGUGACAGCAGGGCCGGCGCAGAGAGCCGAGCUCCUCUGUCUGGUGGAUCCCGGCAGGGAUCAGGGUGCCCAGGUUCCCCUGAGCUUCCGUGUUGCUCAUCCUCCCAGAAAAGGUCUCUUCCAGGGUGUAGCCAGAGGCUUUGAAGGAGGUGUAGAAGUCAGAACACAAGGAAGUGAGGUUGUGAACUAGUGCAUUGUUUUCUCCCUGAGGCCCGCGUAGGAAGACAGGAGCUGGAGAUGGACUGGCCAUCGCGUCCACCCUUCCAUUUCGAAGAGUGGGUGCCUGGGGCCAGGGACGGGCGUGUCACUCACAGACACUGCACUCGGGUGGCUGCUGGGCCGUGCUCCCUGAGACCCCGCGGCCCAGUGCUGGGCUGGACCCCUCGCGCCUGUGCACGUGGUUAGCUCCCCUGGAAUGUGGGUUUCCUGCCUUGUUGCGGCGUGUCAGCCUGCUCCCAGCGUGUUGGAACCGCGUAUCCCUCGCUGUGUGUCUGUGUGUGAGUUUCACAGGCUUCAGCCGCGCCUGCUCUUUCCUGCUCGAGAUCUCUGGCUUUUCAGCUGCAGCUGCCAUUCUAGGAAACCGAACUUGCCGUAUGGUUACAGGUCCCAGUUGAAUUCUUUUCCUUCUGUUAGGAAGGAAGGAAGGCGCACUUCAAUUCCCAGAGCCCUUCCAGGGCCGGGGUCGUGGGCCGGGGGGUCUCGAAGAUGCAGGUGGGGAGGGGCUGCGGGGGGUGCUCCCUGCACCCCCGUAUGCGUCCUUGGGUUCCCCGGGGUCCUGGCAUCUCACUGGGGAGCAGCCAUCUUGCUGCCCUGCCUGUAGGGGGCGUUGGACGAGCCCUCGAGUGACAGCCCCUCCCCUGUGCAGCGCAGGCACCAGGCACAGCCCCUCACUGCAGGCGUCGGGCAGGUCAUCCUCCGCGGGGCCAUCCCAGGCAGCCCCCGCCCCAUCUCUCAAUGCCAGUGGUGACAACCACAAAUGGCCCCACAUACCGCUCUGGGGGUACCCCUGGGUUAGGGGGUUCCAUUGAAAAUUCAUUCCCUUGGUGUUUGGGAGAACCUAGUCUUGUUAAAAACUCCCGACAACUCCCUCGUUAAGUAUCUAACACAGGCUGCUUAUAUCUGUGAAAGUGUCAGAAACUUAAACAGGUGUAGUAAACAGAAGUGCUGUUGGCGUGAGGGGGGAGGUGCUGACCCUACUCUCUGCAGAGCCGGGGUGUCGGCCGUCGUCCCCUUCCACCCGACCAGCAGAGUGGGAGCCCUUUCUGCCUGAGCGUGGCCCUCAGCACCCCGGCUGUCCCCCCACCCACUCAAGUUAGGCCAAGGGGUAAACAUGGAGGCCCCCCCACCCCCGGCUAGGACAGGGAAGGGGCGGCCCAGCCGUGGGGCGGUGGGACUUCAUUGCAUCCACGGGUUGGGGGUGAGGCGGCCUUGGUCCCGCCCGCCUCUCUCUGCUGUGGUAGCCCUUUCCCUACCCAAGGCCUGCAGGGCACCGCUGCCCGAGGCUUUGACCCGUGAGCUGACCCCUCCGCCCUGGUCUCGAGGCCCCAUGAUGCCGCGCUGGUCUCGAGGCCCCAUGAUGCCCCUGGGACCUCUGCCCCCUCCCACGAGGCCCGGUGGCUUGUUCCGAGCUCGGCAGUGGCCAGCAGCUAUCACCUGCCUCUUUCAGCUUCGAAAGCAUGCAGAGGCUCUGUGACAAGUACAACCGGGCCAUCGACAGCAUCCACCAGCUGGUAUGUGGCCUUCACCCGCCCCUCGGGCCCGCCUCCUCCUCCAGGUCCACGCUGUGCUUCAGGACCCUGUUGCCUGUCGAGUCUCCUGGGUGCUUCAACCCGGCCCCUGAGGCCCUGGGAGUGCAGAGCCUGCAGCACCCCAGGGCGUUGGACCCUGUAGUGGGUAGGAGGUGGGGAACUGCAGCCGCUGUGACGCAGACGGUCGGGACUGAGCGGCCUCAUUACUUCCAAAGGGGUCCCGGGCCCUGGUGCGCCCCCCGGGGGCCAUGGCAGGCGGGCGGGUGACAGGGAGCCUCCCUGGGGCUUCUCCAUCCUUCACCCACCCCUCGGGCACUCUGGGCGCUGGGACAGACCAGCUAGGAGAGGGGAGCUAUGCUGGGGAGCUCACACUGCUUGGGUCCAGGGGUGCACACGUGUGCACACGUAUCCCUGCACGGGUACAUGCAUGCAUGCAGGUUCAUACUACACACAUCCACACACAGGCUCACACACAUGCUCCCGCACACAUGCGUCACCAUUGGGGGCAGCGGCACGGCCGGCGGGGCGGGGCCCAGGUGGACCAACUGGCGCUCCCUGUGCCGCAGUGGAAGGGCACCACGCAGCCCAUGAAGCUGAACACGCGGCCGUCCACGGGGCUCCUGCGCCACAUCCUGCAGCAGGUCUACAACCACUCGGUGACCGACCCCGAGAAACUCAACAACUAUGAGCCCUUCUCCCCGGAGGUGUACGGGGAGACUUCCUUCGACCUGGUCGCCCAGAUGAUCGACGAGAUCAAGAUGACCGAAGACGACCUGUUUGUGGACCUGGGUAGCGGAGUGGGCCAGGUUGUGCUGCAGGUCGCUGCGGCUACCAACUGCAAACAUCACUAUGGUGUCGAGAAAGCUGACAUCCCGGCCAAGUACGCGGAGACCAUGGACCGAGAGUUCAGGAAGUGGAUGAAAUGGUAUGGAAAAAAGCAUGCAGAAUACACACUGGAGAGAGGAGAUUUCCUCUCGGAGGAGUGGAGAGAGCGGAUCGCCAACACGAGUGUUAUAUUUGUGAAUAACUUUGCCUUUGGUCCUGAGGUGGAUCACCAGCUGAAGGAGCGGUUCGCAAACAUGAAGGAAGGUGGCAGAAUCGUGUCCUCGAAGCCCUUUGCACCUCUGAACUUCAGAAUAAACAGUAGAAACUUGAGUGACAUCGGCACCAUCAUGCGCGUCGUGGAGCUGUCGCCUCUAAAAGGCUCGGUGUCGUGGACGGGGAAGCCGGUGUCUUACUACCUGCACACCAUCGACCGCACCAUACUUGAAAACUAUUUUUCUAGUCUGAAAAAUCCAAAACUCAGGGAGGAACAAGAGGCAGCUCGGCGCCGGCAGCAGCGGGAGAACAAGAGCAACACGACCACCCCCACCAAGGUGCCCGAGAGCAAGACGGCCAUGCCCGCCGACACCCCCAUGGACUCUGGUGCUGAGGAAGAGAAAGCCGGGGCGACCACUGUCAAGAAGCCAUCUCCCUCCAAGGCCCGGAAGAAGAAGCUGAACAAGAAGGGCCGGAAGAUGGCCGGCCGGAAGCGCGGACGUCCCAAGAAGAUGAGCACCGCCAACCCCGAGCGCAAGCCCAAGAAGACCCAGAGCGCACUGGACCUGCUGCACGCCCAGACUGUGUCGCGGGCGGCGUCACCCUCGCCGCAGGGCGCCCCCUACCAGCUACCUCCCAGCACGCAGCGACGCCCCCCUGAGCAGCUGCUGCUGGCGCCCGCCCCGCCUGCCCUACACCGGCUGCUAGAAUCCUUCAAGAUUCAGUACCUACAGUUCCUGGCGUACACAAAGACCCCUCAGUACAAGGCCAACCUGCAGCAGCUGCUGGACCAGGAGAAGGAGAAGAACACCCGGUUGCUGGGCGCCGUGCAGCAGCUGUUCGGCCACUGCCAAGCUCAGAAGGAGGAGAUCAAGAGGCUUUUCCAGCAGAAACUGGAUGAGCUGGGAGUGAAGGCGCUGACCUACAACGACCUGAUCCAAGCGCAGAAGGAGAUCUCAGCUCACAACCAGCAGCUGAGGGAGCAGACGGAGCAGCUGGAGAAGGGCAACCGGGAGCUGAGGAGCCAGAGCCUGCGGCUGCUCAAGGCACGGUGCGAGGAGCUGAAGCUGGACUGGUCCACGCUGUCCCUUGAGGGCCUGCUGAAGGAGAAGCAGGCCCUGAAGAGCCAGAUCUCGGAGAAGCAGAGGCACUGCCUGGAGCUGCAGAUCAGCAUUGUGGAGCUGGAGAAGAGCCAGCGGCAGCAGGAGCUCCUGCAGCUGAAGUCCUGCGUGCCGCCCGACGACGCCCUGUCCCUGCACCUGCGCGGGAAGGGUGGCCUGGGCCGAGAGCCGGAGGCCGAGCCCGGCCGGCCACACCUGGAGCUGGACUGUGCCAGGUUCUCCCUGCCCCACUUGAGCAACAUGAGCCCGGAGCUGUCCAUGAACGGCCACGCGGCCGGCUAUGAGCUCUGCGGCGCGCUGAGCCGGCCCUCGCCCAAGCAGAACACCCCCCAGUACCUGGCCUCCCCCCUGGACCAGGAGGUCGUGCCCUGCACCCCGAACCACAGUGGCCGGCCGAGGCUCGAGAAGUUGUCCGGCCUGGCCCUGCCCGACUACACCAGGCUCUCCCCGGCCAAGCUGGUGCUGCGGCGCCACCUGAGCCAGGACCACACAGCCAACAGCAGGGCGACCGCCAGCGAGCUGCACUCACGAGCUGAGCAUGCCAAGGAGAACGACCUCCCGUACCAGAGCCCCGGCAUCGCCAACGGCAUCAAACUGAGCCCACAGGACCCUCGGCCCUCAUCCCCUGCGGCCUUGCAGAUGACGGGAGAGAAGAGCAGUGAGAAGCGGGAGCAGGCUGGCCCGGUGGUGUGUCUGCAGGGUUUGAAGGAGCGCACCUACGCCAGCAGUGGGGAGGCCAUCACCAGCCUGCCCGUCAGCAUCCCGCUCAGCACCGUGCAGCCUAGCAAGCUGCCAGUCAGCAUCCCUCUGGCCAGCGUGGUGCUGCCCAGCCGCGCCGAGAAGGUGAGAAGCACCCCCAGCCCCGUGCCGCAGGCCCGAGAGUCCUCGUCCACACUGGAGAAGCAGAUGGGUGCUGGCACCCACGGCUCCGGGUGCAACGCUGCUGGGAGCAGAAGCCUCGCCCUGGCCCCCGCAGGCUUUGCCUACGCCGGCUCAGUGGCCAUCAGUGGGGCCCUGGCAGGCAGCCCGGCACCACUCGUCUCUGGAGCCGAGCUCCCCGCCCUGGACGAGUCCUCCAGCUCCGGAAGCCUCUUUGCCACUGUGGGGUCCCGCAGCUCCACCCCUCAGCACCCCCCCCUGCUGGCGCAGCCCCGCAACUGCGGCUCGGCCUCGCCCGCCCCCCAGCUCUGCGCCAGUCCCCGGCUCGGCGCCCAGGGCCCGCUCCCCGACACCAGCAAAGGAGACCUGCCCUCUGAGGCCGGCUUCUCGGAUCCCGAGAGUGAAGCCAAGAGAAGGAUCGUCUUCACCAUCUCGGCCGGCUCUAGCAGCGCCAAACAGUCACCUUCCAGCAAGCACAGCCCUCUGUCCUCGGGCACCCGCGGUGACGGCGGCCAGAGCCACGGGCAGGACAGCCGCAAGAGGGGCAGGAGGAAGCGGGCAGCGGCGGGGACCCCCGGCUUCAGCUCGGGCGUGUCCCCCAAGCGCCGGGCCCUGCCGUCCGUCGCCGGCCUCUUCACCCAGUCUUCAGGGUCCCCCCUGAACCUCAACUCCAUGGUCAGCAACAUCAACCAGCCCUUGGAAAUCACGGCCAUCUCGUCCCCCGAGAGCUCCCUGAAGAGCUCGCCUGUCCCUUACCAGGACAACGACCAGCCGCCCGUGCUCAAGAAGGAGAAGCCCCUGAGCCAGACCAACGGGGCCCACUAUUCCCCGCUGACCUCGGAUGAGGAGCAGGGCUCUGAGGACGAGCCCAGCAGUGCCAGAAUUGAGAGAAAAAUUGCAACCAUCUCCUUAGAAAGCAAAUCUCCUCCGAAAACCUUGGAAAAUGGGGGCGGCCUGGCGGGAAGGAAGGUGCCAGCCAGCGAGCCGGUCAACAGCAGCAAGUGGAAGUCCACCUUCUCGCCCAUCUCCGACCUCGGCCUGGCCAAGGCAGCCGACAGCCCGCUGCAGGCCGCCUCCGCUCUGAGCCACAACUCCCUGUUCGCUUUCCGGCCCGGCCUGGAGGAACCUGGCGCGGCUGAUGCCAAGCUGGCUGCCCACCCCAGGAAGAGCUUCCCAGGCGCGCUGCCGGGGGCGGGCGGGCUGAGCCCCAGCAGCCAUCCCGCCAGCAGCUUCGCCCUGGGCGGGGGCCUGGCGGCCGACCUCAGUUUACACAGCUUCAGCGAUGGUGCUUCUCUCUCCCACAAGGCCCCCGAGGCGGCCGGCCUGGGCACCCCCCUGAGCUUUCCCGGCCCGCGGGGCAAGGAGGGCGGCGCCGCAGACCCCGGCUCCUUCGUGAACAAGAGACAGCUGGACGGACUGGCCCCGAAGGGCGAGGGGGGCCCACCUGUGUGCGGGCCCGCGGACAAGGCCUCAGCGAUGCACGGCAAGGCGGGCAAGGGCCGUGACCGCGAGCCCGACGUCAAGAACGGCCACAACCUCUUCAUGGCCGCUGCUGCUGCUGCCGCCGCCGCCGCUGCCACCCCCCCCGGGGGCCUCCUCAGCGGCCCGGGCCUUGCCCCGGCGGCGUCCUCGGCAGGGGGCACGGCCCCGUCCGCCCAGACCCACCGCCCCUUCCUGGGCGCCUUCGCCCCCGGCCCGCAGUUCGCACUGGGCCCCAUGUCCCUGCAGGCCAACCUGGGUCCGUCUGUGCUGCAGUCCCUGUUCAGCUCCGUGCCCGCCGCCGGCCUGGUGCACGUCUCAACCGCCGCCACCAGACUGACCAACUCGCACGCCAUGGGCAGCUUCUCCCCCGGGGUGGCCGGCGGUGCAGUCGGAGGUGCCUUUAACCACGCGGUGCCUCCCGCCUCCGCUCAUCCGUUUGGAGCCAGUUUCGGCAGUGGGGCUGCAUGUCGCAGCGCCACGCUGAGCCUAACCCCGCUGCAGGCGGUGGCCAGCACCCCGGCCUCUUCCUUUCAGGCCCCGCCCCCUGCGGAGCCGAGGCCGCCCCCGCCCCCUCCGCACCUGGGCCGGCCCCCUCCGGGGCCGCCCGCCCUCCACGCCCCGCCCCCUCCUAACGCCGCCUUGCCUCCGCCCCCCGCGCUGCUCCCGGCUAACUCUGAGCCCGUGCUCCUGCAGAACCUCGCGUCCCUCCCAGCUAACCAAGCUUUCUUACCUGCCUCCUCUGCUGCCUCUGUGCCGCCUGCUAACGCCUCUCUGUCCAUCAAGCUCGCCUCACUUCCGCACAAGGUGUCCCGCCCCUCCUUCACGGUGCACCACCCGCCCCUGCCCGGGCUGGCCCUGGCCCAGGCCGCGCCCGUGAUCCCGCAGGCCAGCUCCACGGGGCCGCCCGCCGUGUGGGUUUCCCUUGGCAUGCCACCUCCGUAUGCCGCGCGCCUUGCGGGGGUUAAGCCGCGAUAAAGACCUUGCUUAGCUAGCAGUUCGUAUUCUGUAAGGUAAGGCUAGAGCUCGACCAGGCGGCCCAUACGAGAACCUGAACUGACCUUCCUUUGCAGAAAACAGGCGGGCCCGCGGGGCCCCGUGGAGGGGCCCGGGGGCCAAGGUUGCUCUCCUGCGGCCGGGAGGUGCGAAGGCGAAGAGCCAGGGAGGCAAGGGAACCCGGGCGGCGAGAGCAGAGAGAGGGAGGGUGUGGCUGGCCCCGCCCCCUCCGCCGCUGCCGGUGGACCCUCCCCCCAGGUCGACCAGGGAGGGGGCCAGGAGGAGUCAGUCAGGGUUGGCGUCCUGGCCGGGUGGAGCCUAGCUCGAGCUUGCCGCCGCCCUAGGCUUGGCGUCUGCAGCAGCCUGGGACCUGGGCAGCCCCGGCGUGGGGUCAUGGGGGCAGCUCAGGAUCCCAGCUUUGCCUUUGUGUGCGCUCUUGGGCCCCUCAGCCCGUUUCCAUAAACGCGCCUUAUGAGGGUUUGGGGAGAGCUCAACGCGUUUAAGGCACCUGGUACACGGCAGGCCUUCUGGACGUGGGGGUCGCGUUUGUUGGGCUCCUUAGCUAGAGGGCCUGCCUGCAGGGGCCGAUGGGCAGCAGGGUGAGUGUGGCGCCAGCCCCACAGGCAGGAACGCCGGGCCGGUGGCGGGGCUCUGUAGUUGUGGCCGAGGCCCGGCUCCUCCGGCCUCCGAGACGCACGGGCUGCCUUUCAGACCGUCCGUGUGGGGGUCAGCGGAGACAAGCGUAGGAAGGGCCCGCUUUCGGGAGCUGGAGGGGGCAGGUGUCUGCGAGGCCUCCAGGGAGGGUCCUGGGCCCCGGUGCAGCUGGCCUGGCCACUGCUGGUGCCAUGUCCACAUCCCCGUGGGGCCAGGACUGGAGCGGGGGUCCUGCCUGCCGUCCUUGGCUGUCUGUCGUGUUUUUAAGUGGAAACAGAUGAGAGGCCGCUGGAGUCUGACGGCCUCCUGGUCAGGGUGCAGGUCAGUGGACAGCCCUACCCGAGGCCUGGGGAUGGGCUGUGCCUCGGUUGUUGGAAAAGCCCAGAAGGUAGGGCGGCUCAGCCUGCAAUGGCCUCGCGCCGUCAGAGGAGCUUGGAGAGGGCAGACGUGCACUGGGAGGUCGGGGACCAGGCCCACAGUGGACGCUGCCUGCCUGCCGUCCUGGCCGCGCCGGCCUCACUCCUGGGGCAUGCAGGCUUGUCCUGGAGCGCUGCCCGGCGUGGGGACCGGGGAGGGUCUCCUGGGGAGGAGGGGAGGCCAGGACCCAACCAGCGCCCCACACGCACUGGAAGGGCCUGGGGACAGGACCUCCUGCCUCUGACAGGGCCCAGAGGCGUGGCUCAGGGUGCUGCCACCACCUCGUCUGCCGUCUGUCGUCCGUCCGUCCGUCCGUAGGUGGCUCUGGCGCCCUGGCCUGGGGGUGCGACGGGCUCGUCUGGGCGCGAGGCUAACGCUAUGCUGCCUUUCCUCCCGCGCCGUGUCCGCAGGUAACUAGGAUUUCUACCUCAACCGCGAGACUAUGCAAGGAUGGGGCGGGCUGGCGGCGCGGGGCCCCCCGCAGGACGGCGAGGACGGAUGGAGGCCAGAGGACAGGCUCUACUGUGAAUCAGCGCCGCGCACAGCUGCGGAGACGGCGCGCUGGGGCCUGGCUCCAGCCUGUACUGUCGAUAGUCUUAGAUAAAGUAUUUAUCGUUUUUUAAAAAGUAUAAACAA
Orcinus orca (killer whale) is the source of this 10231-nucleotide messenger RNA. It is a transcript of the gene DOT1L, whose product is annotated as DOT1 like histone lysine methyltransferase. Bases 3260 to 8506 code for a protein of 1748 amino acids. Gene Ontology annotation, cellular component: nucleus. The transcript is spliced from 25 exons. Gene Ontology annotation, molecular function: histone H3K79 methyltransferase activity. Gene Ontology annotation, biological process: DNA repair; regulation of transcription regulatory region DNA binding; DNA damage checkpoint signaling. The record is from RefSeq and is a predicted model, not a curated record. Lineage: Eukaryota; Metazoa; Chordata; Mammalia; Artiodactyla; Delphinidae.